UGCUUUUUCUCGGGUUUGCUUUUUCAUUCCCUCCGUUUCCUGUUCCGGAGGCGCUGGCGGCGCCGUGGUCUCGGCGGCUGCAGCUUAAGCCUGGCUCUACUCUGACGGUGACCUCACGGCCCGGGAGCCUUUUUGCAGGAUGCUCUGCCAGGGGCUGUGAAGGAUCCAGAAAUGACUAUGAAUCAACCCAUGUCCUCAAGGAGCUAAUAAUCUAGUGGAGAAGUUAGACAUGUGCACACAUGACUGUACUAUGAGGCAGUCUCUGAGCUCAUAGUCUCUGUGGGAGAUGUGACUCUGACCCAGACAGCACCUCAUGAUGCAAGGCAAUACAUGUCAUAGAAUGUCAUUCCACCCAGGACGAGGGUGUCCCCGAGGGCGAGGAGGACAUGGAGCCAGACCCUCAGCACCAGCCUUCAGGCCUCAGAAUUUAAGGCUGCUUCACCCGCAGCAGCCUCCUGUGCAAUAUCAAUAUGAGCCGCCAAGUGCUCCUUCCACCAGCUUCUCAAACUCUCCAGCCCCCAAUUUUCUGCCUCCGAGACCGGAUUUUGUACCCUUCCCUCCACCCAUGCCUCCAUCAGCACAAGGUCCCCUUCCCCCCUGCCCCAUCCGGCCCCCCUUCCCCAACCACCAGAUGAGGCCCCCCUUCCCCGUACCUCCCUGUUUUCCCCCCAUGCCGCCUCCGAUGCCCUGUCCUAACAACCCCCCAGUCUCCGGAGCACCUCCUGGGCAGGGCACGUACCCCUACAUGAUGCCCCCUCCUUCCAUGCCCCAUCCCCCACCCCCUCCGGUCAUGCCCCAGCAGGUCAAUUAUCAGUACCCUCCUGGGUAUUCGCACCACAAUUUCCCGCCUCCCAACUUUAAUAGCUUCCAGAACAGCCCCAGUUCUUUCCCACCCAGUGCUAAUAACAACAGCAGCCCACAUUUUAGGCAUCUCCCUCCAUACCCACUCCCAAAGGCCCCCAGUGAGAGGAGGUCCCCGGAAAGGCUCAAGCACUAUGAUGAUCACCGGCACCGGGAUCACAGUCACGGGCGAGGGGAGAGGCAUCGGUCCCUGGACCGGCGGGAGCGAGGCCGAAGUCCCGACAGGAGAAGAGCAGACAGUCGCUACAGAUCCGAUUAUGACCGCGGCAGAACGCCAUCUCGCCACCGCAGCUAUGAGCGGAGCAGAGAGCGGGAACGGGAGAGACCCAGGCACCGGGACAGCCGAAGAUCACCAUCUCUGGAAAGGUCCUACAAAAAAGAGUAUAAGAGACCUGGAAGGAGUUACGGUUUGCCAGUUGCUCCUGAACCUGCUGGAUGCACACCAGAAUUACCUGGGGAGAUUAUUAAAAAUACAGAUUCUUGGGCCCCACCCCCGGAGACUGUGAAUCAUCGCUCCCCCAGUAGGGAGAAGAAGAGAGCUCGUUGGGAGGAAGAAAAAGACAGAUGGAGUGACAGCCAGAGCUCUGGCAAAGAAAAGAAUUAUACCUCCAUCAAGGAAAAGGAGCUGGAGGAGGCGCCGCCCGACAAGAACGAGGAGGAGGAGGAGGAGCUCCUUAAGCCUGUGUGGAUUCGGUGUACCCACUCGGAAAACUACUACUCCAGUGACCCCAUGGAUCAGGUGGGGGAUUCUACUGUAGUUGGAACAAGCAGGCUCCGCGACUUAUAUGACAAAUUUGAGGAAGAGCUGGGGAACCGGCAAGAAAAGGCCAAAGCCGCUAGGCCCCCGUGGGAGCCUCCCAAGACAAAGCUGGAUGAAGAUUUAGCCUCUCUCCGUGUUUGCCCCUCACCUCUGUUAGAAAGUUCCAGUGAAUCCGAAUGUGAGUCUGAUGAGGACAGCACCUGUUCUAGCAGCUCCGACUCUGAAGUUUUUGACGUCAUAGCAGAAAUUAAACGCAAAAAGGCCCAUCCCGACCGGCUUCACGAUGAACUCUGGUACAAUGACCCAGGCCAGAUGAAUGAUGGUCCACUCUGCAAAUGCAGCGCAAAAGCCAGACGCACAGGAAUUAGACACAGCAUCUAUCCCGGAGAAGAGGCCAUCAAGCCCUGUCGUCCUAUGACCAACAAUGCUGGCAGACUUUUCCACUAUCGAAUUACAGUCUCCCCUCCUACAAACUUCUUAACUGACAGGCCUACUGUUAUAGAAUAUGAUGACCAUGAGUAUAUCUUUGAAGGAUUUUCUAUGUUUGCACACGCCCCUCUAACUAAUAUUCCGCUGUGUAAAGUGAUCAGAUUCAACAUAGACUACACGAUCCAUUUCAUCGAAGAGAUGAUGCCUGAGAAUUUUUGUGUGAAGGGACUUGAACUCUUUUCAUUAUUCCUAUUCAGAGAUAUUUUGGAAUUGUAUGACUGGAAUCUUAAAGGUCCUCUGUUUGAAGACAGCCCACCCUGCUGCCCAAGAUUUCAUUUCAUGCCACGUUUUGUAAGAUUUCUUCCAGAUGGAGGGAAGGAAGUGCUGUCCAUGCACCAGAUUCUCCUUUACUUGUUACGGUGCAGCAAAGCGCUGGUCCCGGAGGAGGAGAUCGCCAACAUGCUGCAGUGGGAAGAGCUCGAGUGGCAGAAAUAUGCGGAGGAGUGCAAGGGCAUGAUUGUCACCAACCCCGGCACGAAACCAAGCUCUGUCCGCAUCGAUCAACUGGAUCGUGAACAGUUCAACCCCGAUGUGAUUACUUUUCCAAUAAUCGUUCACUUUGGGAUACGCCCUGCACAGUUGAGUUACGCAGGAGACCCACAGUACCAGAAACUGUGGAAGAGUUAUGUGAAACUUCGCCACCUCCUAGCAAAUAGUCCCAAAGUCAAACAAACGGACAAACAGAAGCUGGCCCAGAGGGAGGAAGCGCUCCAAAAAAUACGACAGAAGAAUACAAUGAGGCGAGAAGUAACAGUGGAGCUCAGUAGCCAAGGAUUCUGGAAAACUGGCAUCCGUUCUGAUGUCUGUCAGCAUGCAAUGAUGCUACCUGUUUUGACCCAUCAUAUUCGCUACCACCAAUGCCUAAUGCACCUGGACAAGUUGAUAGGAUAUACUUUCCAAGAUCGUUGUCUGUUACAGCUGGCCAUGACUCACCCAAGCCAUCACUUGAAUUUUGGAAUGAAUCCUGAUCAUGCCAGGAAUUCUUUGUCUAACUGUGGAAUUCGCCAGCCCAAAUAUGGAGACAGAAAAGUUCAUCACAUGCACAUGCGGAAAAAAGGAAUUAACACCUUAAUAAAUAUUAUGUCACGCCUUGGCCAAGAUGACCCAACUCCUUCAAGGAUUAACCACAAUGAGCGGUUGGAGUUCCUGGGUGAUGCUGUCGUUGAGUUUCUGACCAGUGUCCACUUGUACUAUUUGUUUCCUAGUCUGGAGGAAGGAGGGUUAGCGACUUACCGGACUGCCAUCGUCCAGAAUCAACACCUCGCCAUGCUAGCCAAGAAACUUGAACUGGAUCGAUUUAUGCUUUAUGCCCAUGGACCCGACCUUUGCAGAGAAUCAGACCUUCGACAUGCAAUGGCUAAUUGUUUUGAAGCAUUAAUAGGAGCUGUUUACUUGGAGGGAAGCCUGGAGGAAGCCAAACAGUUAUUUGGACGCUUGCUCUUUAAUGAUCCGGACCUGCGAGAAGUCUGGCUCAAUUAUCCUCUCCACCCACUCCAGCUGCAAGAGCCAAAUACUGAUAGACAACUUAUUGAGACUUCUCCAGUCCUACAGAAACUUACCGAGUUUGAGGAAGCAAUUGGAGUAAUUUUUACUCAUGUUCGGCUUCUGGCAAGAGCAUUCACGUUGAGAACUGUGGGAUUUAACCAUCUAACCCUAGGCCACAACCAGAGGAUGGAAUUCCUAGGCGACUCCAUAAUGCAGCUGGUAGCCACAGAGUACUUAUUCAUUCAUUUCCCAGAUCAUCAUGAAGGACACUUAACUUUGCUGCGAAGCUCUCUGGUGAAUAACAGGACCCAGGCCAAGGUGGCGGAGGAGCUGGGCAUGCAGGAGUACGCCAUCACCAACGACAAGACCAAGAGGCCCGUGGCCCUGAGGACCAAGACGCUGGCAGACCUUCUGGAAUCAUUUAUUGCAGCAUUAUACAUUGACAAGGAUUUGGAAUAUGUUCAUACUUUCAUGAAUGUUUGUUUCUUCCCACGAUUAAAAGAGUUCAUUUUGAAUCAGGAUUGGAAUGACCCCAAAUCCCAGCUUCAGCAGUGUUGUCUGACACUUAGGACGGAAGGAAAAGAACCAGACAUUCCUCUGUACAAGACUCUGCAAACGGUGGGGCCAUCCCACGCUAGAACCUACACGGUGGCUGUUUACUUCAAGGGAGAAAGAAUAGGCUGUGGGAAGGGACCAAGUAUCCAGCAGGCAGAAAUGGGAGCAGCAAUGGAUGCACUUGAAAAAUAUAACUUUCCCCAGAUGGCCCAUCAGAAGCGGUUCAUUGAACGGAAAUACAGACAAGAGUUAAAAGAAAUGAGGUGGGAAAGAGAACAUCAAGAGAAAGAGCCAGAUGAGACCGAAGACAUAAAGAAAUAAAGGAGGACACGGACAUCAUGGCGUAUUUAGUUGCUUAAUAACUGUGACUGUUGCCCAUUGAGAUGUACCCCAGUUUUUCUACAGACAAUGAAUGAAGUGUGUGGUUGAAAUAAAACCCAGUCAAAUCACUAUUGUUGUUUUACUGGUUUUAUAUUCUGUUUUUAGCUGGGUGGUCUUUAUUACCAGGUAUUUGAUUUCUUUUUAAUGGAAACCUUCACUUUAGCAGAUAUGUGUAUUCCCUUAUAUUUUUUCUUUACACAAUAAAAUUUUAAAAGUUUA
Messenger RNA from Myotis myotis, 4750 nucleotides. It is a transcript of the gene DROSHA, whose product is annotated as drosha ribonuclease III. The coding region runs from base 314 to 4471 and encodes 1385 amino acids. Gene Ontology annotation, cellular component: nucleus. NCBI's taxonomy places the organism in Eukaryota, Metazoa, Chordata, Mammalia, Chiroptera, Vespertilionidae. The record is from RefSeq and is a predicted model, not a curated record. The transcript has 35 exons. Gene Ontology annotation, molecular function: double-stranded RNA binding; ribonuclease III activity. Gene Ontology annotation, biological process: regulation of gene expression; rRNA processing; pre-miRNA processing.